Messenger RNA from Rotaria socialis, 486 nucleotides. The record is from the annotation of a GenBank genome assembly. NCBI's taxonomy places the organism in Eukaryota, Metazoa, Rotifera, Eurotatoria, Philodinida, Philodinidae.
AUGUCAGUUACUUUACAUACAGAUUUAGGUGAUAUUAAAAUCGAACUUUGUUGUGAUCAAUGUCCUAAAGCAUGUGAAAACUUUUUAGCAUUAUGUGGAAGUAAUUACUAUGAUAAUUGUCUUUUUCAUCGUAAUGUAAAAGGUUAUAUGAUUCAAACUGGUGAUCCAUCGGGAACAGGAAAAGGUGGUCAAAGUAUUUGGGGAGAAUAUUUUCCAGAUGAAAUCGAUCCACAUUUAAAGCAUAGCCAACGAGGUAUUGUCUCUAUGGCAAGUCGAGGUGCGGAUACAAAUGGUUCGCAAUUUUUUAUAACAUAUGGAAAACAAGCGAAUCUCGACGGAAAAUAUACUGUAUUUGGAAAAGUUAUUGACGGGUUUGAAACACUUGAUGAAUUAGAAAAAAUACCAGUGAAUGAAAAAAAUUAUCGACCUGAAACAGAUGUUCGCAUACAGCGUGUUACUAUACAUGCAAAUCCUUUAGCUGAUUAG